Molecule: messenger RNA, 1369 nt
Organism: Aspergillus alliaceus
Lineage: Eukaryota; Fungi; Ascomycota; Eurotiomycetes; Eurotiales; Aspergillaceae
Product: O-acetylhomoserine aminocarboxypropyltransferase/cysteine synthase family protein
Exons: 6
Coding region: 1-1347 (448 amino acids)
Biological process (GO): transsulfuration
Molecular function (GO): pyridoxal phosphate binding; transferase activity, transferring alkyl or aryl (other than methyl) groups
Source: RefSeq, a predicted model, not a curated record
AUGUCCUCCAAGAACCCCAACGUUCACUUUGAGACUCUUCAGCUGCAUGCUGGCCAGAAACCGGACCCCACAACCAAUUCCCGCGCAGUUCCAAUCUACGCCACUACAUCUUAUGUGUUCAAUGACUCCGCCCAUGGGGCCCGGCUCUUCGGCAUGAAAGAGUUUGGGAACAUCUACAGUCGGAUCCAAAACCCGACGGUAGAUGUCUUAGAAAAGCGUAUUGCAGCGCUCGAAGGGGGGGUUGCUGCCGUCGCAGCGUCUUCCGGCCAGGCCGCCCAAUUCUUGGCUAUAUCCGCACUGGCCAAGGCUGGGGAUAACUUUGUUUCGACGAGUAAUUUGUACGGUGGCACCUACAAUCAGUUCAAAGUCCAAUUGCGCCGCUUCGGGAUCACGGCCAAGUUUGUCCAAGGCGACAAUCCUGAGGAUAUCGCUGCUGCCAUUGACGAUCACACCAAAGCGGUUUACAUCGAGACCAUUGGAAACCCUCGGUUUAAUGUCCCUGACUUUCAGGCCAUCGCCAAGGUUGCCCAUGACCAUGGAAUCCCACUAAUCGUGGACAAUACCUUUGGCGCAGGUGGCUAUUUUGUUCGUCCUAUCCAGCACGGCGCUGACAUCGUCGUGGAAAGUGCCACCAAAUGGAUCGGUGGCCACGGUACAACGCUCGGUGGUGUCAUAAUCGACAGCGGCCGAUUCGACUGGAGUAAGCAUGCUGAUAAAUUCCCGCAGUUCGUUGAGCCCUCGGAAAGCUAUCACGGUUUCAAAUUCUGGGACUUUUGCAAAAACCUCACCUACGCCGUCUGGGUUCGCGCCGAACUUCUGCGCGACUUCGGCUGCGCCUUGAACCCCUUUGCGGCACAGCAGCUUCUAAUUGGUCUGGAGACGCUGAGCCUGCGGUGCGAGCGCCACGCGAGCAAUACUAUUACCCUUGCUCGCUGGCUCGAGCAAAAUGAGAACGUCAGCUGGGUUUCAUAUCCCGGUCUCGAGAGUCACCCACAUCAUGAGACCGCGAAACGCUACCUGAAGCGUGGAUUUGGUGGUGUGCUGGCAUGUGGCGUCAAAGGAGGAGCUUCGGCUGGUAGCCAGCUUGUGGACAAUUUCAAGCUGAUUUCCAACCUUGCCAACGUCGGAGACUGCAAGACCCUCGCCAUCCACCCUUGGUCCACUACUCAUGAGCAGCUCUCCGAGGAGGAGCGUCUAGCCUCGGGGGUUACUGAGGAUACUAUCCGUAUAUCUGUUGGCACGGAGCAUAUCGACGACAUCAUCGCCGAUUUCGAGCAGUCAUUUGCUGCGAUCAAUGCUGCGAGCGUUGAGAGGGCUCCUUUCACUAAUGGACUCACGGAGCAUUAGUGAUAGUGUACCGAGCGUUACG